Messenger RNA from Vicia faba (fava bean), 450 nucleotides. The record is from the annotation of a GenBank genome assembly. NCBI's taxonomy places the organism in Eukaryota, Viridiplantae, Streptophyta, Magnoliopsida, Fabales, Fabaceae.
AUGUCUUUGGUAGAACUUGGUACUUUCUUAGGUAUUCCUUCUAAAGGUGUUAGAAUUGUUCGUGGCUUUGCCCCCGACACUCCUGGAUGGGAAUAUUACAAUAAGAUGAAUUAUUUCUUUAUCAUUUUUAGAAUUUCACAACUAGAAUUUUAUGCCCGACAAGCUCGCUCCUCCUCUACCAAAUUGUUUGUCUUACAUCGGGAACCGUCAAAGAAAAUGGGAAAGACAAGCAUAGUUACUAUUAGAAAUUGCUUGAAGAAUAUGGAAAUAUUUAAGGAUGUUGAUGGAAUUUUCAAGCAUACAGAUGUGGAAAAUGUGUAUACUCUUCGUCUCGCUCCUGAAGAUGGAUAUACCAUGGAGUUUCUAUAUAAAAAAUUGCAUGAGAUGGACCUCCGUCACUCGUCCGAACUUAGUGUUAUUCGUGAUGACCUUAACUUUAUCAAACAUUAA